AUGUGGAAAUCAAACAACCCAUUUAUCGCGAGCUCCUGCACCCAAGUCAAUCAACCAAAACCGUCUGACGAAGAAAUCACAAAUCUCCACGACGCUAUUCAACAAGUCGCUAGCGAAACCCUCGUUGACCGUCGCUUUAUUCUAGCCAUUAUACUGCAAGAAUCAAAGGGCUGUCUUCGCGUCCCGACCACAAGCUGGGGUGUUAGUAAUCCGGGACUGAUGCAGGAUCAUGGUGGUACCGGAACUUGCUACGGGGUGAAUUCUUAUCCAAAGGAAAAUAUUGUGCAGAUGGUUCAAGAUGGGACGUCGGGAACUAAGGGGGGUGAUGGUUUGGUUACAUUAUUGGACAAAGGUGUGACGCCUUGUUAUGCAUCUGAUAUUGCGAAUCGUUUGACAGGUUGGGUUAGUGCUGAGUAUGCUUGCACUUUCUGAUCUGCGUUGAUGUCCCUUAGAUUUGUCCUUUUGUGCAUGUGCUCAUGAUGUCGAUAGUCACUAGAGCUAGACUGUAGGUGUUUACAUUUCAUGAUGGUAUAAGUACCAUAUUAGCAGGGAUUUAACAACAAAGGAGGUGUUUG
This is a messenger RNA of Talaromyces stipitatus ATCC 10500, 575 nucleotides long. RefSeq lists its product as uncharacterized. The transcript has 2 exons. NCBI's taxonomy places the organism in Eukaryota, Fungi, Ascomycota, Eurotiomycetes, Eurotiales, Trichocomaceae. Bases 1 to 432 code for a protein of 143 amino acids. The record is from RefSeq and is a predicted model, not a curated record.